Sipha flava (yellow sugarcane aphid) is the source of this 1476-nucleotide messenger RNA. RefSeq lists its product as uncharacterized. The record is from RefSeq and is a predicted model, not a curated record. The transcript has 5 exons. Lineage: Eukaryota; Metazoa; Arthropoda; Insecta; Hemiptera; Aphididae. The coding region runs from base 1 to 1476 and encodes 491 amino acids.
AUGGAAAAUGGAAAAAAUGGAUUAUCUUUUGGAACAUGGAACAUUCGCACACUUUUUAAACCUGGAGCAGUACAAUGCUUAGUUGAGGAGAUAGAAAGAUAUAAACUAGGAGUGGUAGGCCUACAAGAAAUAAGGUGGGAUGUACCUCCAGUAAGAGAAUUCAAAAGCAUUAAUCCAAGAAUAUCAGUGUUAACAAUAGAAGCACAAUAUUUCAACAUCUCAUUCGUGAAUGGGCAUGCACCCACGGAAGAAAAACCGCAAGAGGAGAAGGACGAGUUCUAUGGUAACCUGGAGCACACACUAAACGAAAUUCCACGAAAUAGAAUUAGAAUAGUUGUACGUGCGAGUGCGGAAAGCAAUAUGCCGCUUACCUCGGCACCUAAAAUAGUUGAGUGGACUGCCGCUACAAUAGUUUUAGAGGACUUCAAUGCCAAGCUAGGAAAGGAGAACAUAUUUCGGUCAACGGUUGGUAUCCAUAGCCUUCACGAUGUAACUAGUGAGAAUGGAUUUAGGCUUAUAGAUUUUGCAAGUGGUGGAGGGCUUAUUGCACCAAAUGGUAGAUAUGUCAGUCAGAUAGACCAUGUUCUGAUAAAUACUAGGUUCAAAAAUUGUAUACAUGAUGUUAAAAGUGUAAGAGGUGCUGACUGUGAUUCAGACCAUUACCUAGUUAAAGGAAAGCUGAAAGUUAAACUCAAGAAACUAAUACAUAGUAAAGGAACAUUAGUGGAUAGAUUUGAUGUGAAUAAGUUAAAGAACACCGAUAUAUGUGAAUUUUUCAAGCAACAAUUACAUGAUACAAUAAACAGCUUAAGCUUAAAUAUAAAUCAAGAAGAGACAAUUGAUAUCAAAUGGAAAAUGUUAAAGGAUACUAUACAAACGGUUACAGACACGGUAAUAGGAAAACAAAAGAGAACAAGGAAACCGUGGUUCAACAACUCCUGUAAGGAAGCAUUUAAUAGAAGAAAAGAAGCCAGGACUCAAUUGGUCAACGAUCCCACUAAUAGAGAGAAAGCUAUGGUAUACAAAGAACGCCAAAAAGAAACAAAGAGCGUUUGGCAUAAAGAAAGACUUCCUAAGGACAGGGGCACCUCAUUAAUCUGUCCUAUUCAUAAAAAAAAUGAUCCACAAGAGUGUAGUGACGCUACAUUCUUGUGUAAUGUGUGUUGGGGUAUAGCAUUACUAGAUACAACGUGCAAAGUUUUAGCAUAUUGUAUACUGGAUAGAGUAAGACCUAUAGCAGAUAAUUUACUAGGUGACUACCAGGGAGGAUUUAGGCCCAAUAGAUCUACAACAGAUCAGAUUUUCGUUAUAAGACAGAUCCUCCAAAAAAGCUGGAAAUAUAACAAGGAUGUACACAUAUUGUUUGUGGAUUUUAAAAAAGCUUAUGAUUCUAUUCAUAGGGAAAGCCUAGUAAAUAUACUCAAAGAAUUCAGAUUUCCAAGUAAAAUCGUAAACAAGUCUUUACCAGUGCCAUAA